Messenger RNA from Entrophospora sp. SA101, 858 nucleotides. The record is from the annotation of a GenBank genome assembly. NCBI's taxonomy places the organism in Eukaryota, Fungi, Glomeromycota, Glomeromycetes, Entrophosporales, Entrophosporaceae.
AUGGUUAGAAAUUAUCCUGAUUUAUUUCGUGACUGGUUAUCAUCUGAAAAAGUACUUGAUCAAUUAAAAUACAGAUAUGAAAGAGAAAUUAAUUGUGGUCAUAAAUCUGUUAUUAAAUCAAUUAUAAAAGACGAUGCUUCACCAUCAUGGCCAAUGGUUCUUUGUGUAUCAAAUAUAAUUGAUGAUGUUACCCAAUCAAUAUCUUCAUAUUUGCCAUUAUCAUCUUCCUCUCAUAUGUCAAAACUCGAAUUAACUGAUGGCUGGUACAAGAUUCAUGCAUGUAUUGAUCCACCAUUACAACGAGCUAUAAUGAAGUAUAAAAUAAAAAUAGGUUACAAACUUGAAAUUUGUGGAAAUUCAACAAAAUUAGCUCAUUGGGAUUCCAAGAUUGGAAUUGGAAAAUUUAGGACAUUUGCAUCAUUAAAGAGUCUUACAACAGAUGGUGGACCUGUUUUUGCAAUUGGUGUUAUAAUAAUGCGAAAAUAUCCAUUUAUGUGCUGUGAAACAAAUGAAGGUGAGGUAUAUAUCACACAUAAUGAAAAAGGUGAAGAACUGGCUCAAGGAAAUUCUAAAUAUAUUCAUUCUGUUGUUCCAUUCUUUAAAGUACAUAGAGAAGCAUUGAUCACUAUAUGGAAACCUAGUAGUUCUUUAUAUAAUUCUAUUCAUGAGGGUCAAGGAAAUCAGAUAUAUUCAUUAUUGGCAGACAAAGCAAUUACAUACUGUGAUGAACUGGAUAAAAUUGAUUGUUUAUAUAGACCACAAGCUAACAUAGCUAUUAAAAGAGUUGAUGAAGUUAAAAAAGACAUAAUAUCUGGCAUAACUGUGGAAGUCCAAAUUGCUAUAGACCCAGAAACAUAA